UUCAUUACUCAUUUCAUUUGGUUCCCAAAUCAAACCCCUAUCACUCACAAACGACCCUACGCAGGCGCUGGCAGUCGCACAUCGCCCUCCCUCCUCCGUUGUCGGCCGUUCUUGUCGUCUUCGUUCCUCCCUCCUCCUCCUCCUCCUCCUCCGUCGGCCGUUCCCCUCGCCCUCGGUCCCUCCUUGCAACAGCUUGCGAGUGAGUUCCAGCACCUUCGUCCAGCCAGCGGCAGCGAGUUCUUUCGAGACUUCCCGCGUUCCUUCGAGGAUGUGGAGGUCGGCGUUUGCAAGACAAGCUUUUCGGAACUUCAAUGCUUCCCGAAUCCGAAUCCCUAAGGUGACGGCUGUUCAUUCUAGCUUAGUAGAUAUAGUCCAAUCUUCUCACUUAUCUGCAUGGAAUUUUCCGCAAAUAUCCUGUCUCUGCGAGAGCCCUCGAUUCUUUUCCCAGCAUUCAGCUGAACACUCUCAUUUUGAAUCGCAAGUUACUGAUUCUACCAAGGAGGAUUUUAGUCAUGAAGUUCCAGUGCAUUCUUCUGGGGGUGUUGAUGAAUAUGAUGGUGCUCAGAUGGGCAAUGAUGCCCCAUCGGAUAAUGGGCCUCAUGAAGAGUCUCUUGAAGAAACUGGGGGUGCGCAGAUGGAUGAUUCUGCUUCUGGUUUUGGCCAGGAGAGCGAAGACGAGGGGAAAGAAGAGGUUUACGAGAUCGAUCUGGAGAAGUUGGAGAAUGUGUUGUCUCUUCUUCAAAGUAGUCCUGAUGGGUCCUUGGAGUCGUCUCUCAAUGACCUGGGUUUAAUUCUACAUGAAGAGUUCAUGAUCAAAGUACUUCAAACCCCUCUAGUUGCUGGUGACAAUCUUAUCAGAUUCUUCAGGUGGGCUUGGAAAGACAAAUCUUUUAAGGUCACCACCGCUGUUGUAGAAUCUCUUGUUUUGGCUGUAUGCAGUGUUCUCAGGAAGAAAGAGAUAUACGCCCUGUGGGAUUUAAUUAAGGAUAUCAACGAGAAAGAGAAUGGAGUGCUGAAGGUGGAGAUUCUUAAUGAAUUGUUAGCUUCCUUCUCAAAAUUGGGCAAAGGAAAAGCUGCAUUUGAUGUCUUCAAUAAUUUUGAGGAACUAGGGUGUGUGCCAAACGCAGACACCUAUUACUUUACAAUUGAAGCUCUUUGCAGGCGAUCUUUCUUUGAUUGGGCUUGGUCUGUGUGUCAAAAGAUGCUUGAUAUUGAAAGCGUGCCUGCUGGUGAGCAAGUUGGUAAGAUUAUAUCUUGGUUUUGCAAGGGGAAAAACGCUAAAGCUGCCCAUGCAGUUUAUGUGGUAGCAAGAGAGAAAAAGCAGCAUAUACCAACAUCUUCUAUUAACUUUUUGAUCGGUCAACUUAGUCAAGAUAAUGAAACUGUACAAUUAGCUUUGGAGAUGUUAGAGGAUAUUGUUGAAGAUAAGAAACAUACAAUAAAGCCAUAUUCAGCUGUCAUUCAGGCCUUAUGCAGAAUCAAAGAUGUUGGUGCAGCCAAGCAAUUGGUCUUAAAAAUGAUUGCAGAUGGCCCACCUCCUGGGAAUGCUGUCUUCAAUUAUGUUAUUACAGGAUAUUCCAAAAUUGGGGAAAUGGAACAGGCAUUGGAGAUGAUGAAACUUAUGGAAACUAGAGGCUUAAGACCAGAUGUAUAUACUUAUACUGUUGUUAUAAGUGCCUACGCAAAUGGUGGCGAGAUGGAACAGGCUCAGAAAGUCUUCACAGAAGCUAAAAAGAAAUAUUCUGAGUUGAGCCCUGUAACUUACCAUACUCUAAUACGGGGAUAUUGCAAGCUAGAACAGUUUGACAAGGCUUUGGAAUUAUUGGCAGAGAUGAAGGACUUUGGUGUCCGACCAACUGUUGAUGAAUAUGAGAAGUUGAUCCAGUCUCUGUGCCUGAAGGCUUUGGAUUGGCAAAUGGCGGAGAAGCUCCUAGAGGAAAUGAAAGAGAAUGGCUUGUAUCUCAAGGGUAUCACUAGGGCCCUAAUUAGAGCAGUGAAGGAAAUGGAGCAAGAGGUUGUCGAGACCGAGAAAGUUAGUUUAGCGGCUUAACCUGCCUUCUGGCAUGAACUUAAUUCUGAAAGGCCUCAGGCUUGAAUUUCUUUUCUAAUUUUUGCAGCAUUCUGAUACCUAGUUACUGUUUAAUUGCUCUUUUGAUCUCAAGGCAAAAUUAUUUGUAGGAAGUCAACUUAAGCUUCGAUGGUUGUAAUGUGAGGUCCAGAGUGCAGAUGAUAAUAAUUAUCCAGAGAACGUGGAACCAAAACUGAUAUUUAUUCUGAGAUUCUGGAAUUAUUGUUUUGGAUAAUGAGCAAGGUUUCUAUGCAGAAAAUAUGAGAGCGCUUUGUGAUGUUGGAAAUUCAACAAAGAAAGGGUCUAAUGCUGGAUACAUUGGACAGAAAGGCAUUGGUUCCAAGUCUGUUUUCCGAGUUUGCUAAAGAAUGUUUGUUUGAUUUUAUUGAAUUAGUCUAAAAAUUAUUAUGAUUCAAAUAAGAAUGCUGAGAAACCGAAGUAUCCAGAAAGACAUUUAGACACUGCUGAAGGUGAUGGAUGCUCCAGAGAUUCACUCUAAUGGAUAUCAUGUCAAGUUGGACAUCAGUGAAGGCCAGAUUGGAUUUGUUUUGCCUACAGUAGCGCGCAAGCUAUUGACCUUUCAGUAGGAUGGCAUCUACUGAUAUUGAUUCAUUUGAUGCUAAUCCUUGGAAAGCAGGCGUUGUACUUCCAUUCAGGUCUCAUCUGUCUGAAGGAAGUAUCAUGAAUCAUCAAUAGCAUUAUGUUCCUAAAUACUGCUUGUACUGUUGUACAUUAGAACCAUGCUUGGUGUGUUAUUUUGUUUACAUGUUUGGUAUUUCAUUUCUAUAGGAUUGAUGUUCAAAUUUUGAAUUCAUACAUAUUGUUAAUGCUUCAUCCUCAAGCAAGGUAUUAAAAAUCA
Molecule: messenger RNA, 2927 nt
Organism: Prosopis cineraria
Lineage: Eukaryota; Viridiplantae; Streptophyta; Magnoliopsida; Fabales; Fabaceae
Product: pentatricopeptide repeat-containing protein At3g02650, mitochondrial-like
Exons: 3
Coding region: 269-2050 (593 amino acids)
Molecular function (GO): protein binding
Source: RefSeq, a predicted model, not a curated record